Spinacia oleracea (spinach) is the source of this 1815-nucleotide messenger RNA. Its product is annotated as AT-hook motif nuclear-localized protein 7. NCBI's taxonomy places the organism in Eukaryota, Viridiplantae, Streptophyta, Magnoliopsida, Caryophyllales, Amaranthaceae. Gene Ontology annotation, molecular function: minor groove of adenine-thymine-rich DNA binding. The transcript is spliced from 7 exons. The record is from RefSeq and is a predicted model, not a curated record. Bases 330 to 1361 code for a protein of 343 amino acids.
AUUUCAUUCCCAUUUCAUUGAUUUCACCCUCCUACUUUCUCUCUCUUCUACUUUUGCCCUCUAACUUCUCACUAGGAACAAGCAAACUUUUUUUUUUGGAAACUAUUUUUGGGUUUGCUUGAUAAUUAGCUGUUAAUUACUUGCUGGGUGAUGAUCUUCUGUCGUUUUGUCCUUGGGAAAGUGUUGUUUGAUGGCAUUGAAGUGUUGUUGUUCUUGAACUUAGCCACUUAGAUUGUGCAUGCAGGGUAAAAGGCUUGAAUAGUAUCAUUCUAGUUAAUAGAGGCAUACAUUUGUUUACAUUGUAAUUCCGUGGGAGAAUAUAUAUAUGCAUGGAGGCCAAAGAAAGUAUGGCGAUGGGGGUGACAGUAAUAGGAGCAGAGGCUCCGUCGAAUUAUCAUGUGGCGUCCCGGGGUGAAGCCCCUCCUCAGUUAGCUAUAACAACAACAACUGGGGAUGUUACUCCAGUAAGUGUUGGCAUGUCAGGAUUGAUGGAGAAAAAGAAGAGGGGCAGGCCUCGUAAAUAUGGUCCAGAUGGUAGCGUGUCGAGAUCAUACUCGCCAAGGCCGACUUCAGCGUCAGCUCCACCUUCUGCUGGUAGUCAGCCAAGUGGGAAGCGGGGUAGGGGGCGAUCACUGGCUUCAGAGGCCAAACAUCAGCCCAAAUUUGAGAUGGUUUCUAUGGGUGACGGAUUUGGACAUUCGGAUGGAGCUAACUUCACUCCUCAUGUCAUAACAAUUAAUAUUGGUGAGGAUGUUACAGCAAAAAUCAUAUCCUUUUGUCAACAAGGACCACGUGCUAUUUGCAUUCUUUCAGCUAAUGGAAUGGUAUCAAAUGCUACACUUCGUCAAUCUGAUUCUUCUGGAGGUACAUUGACAUAUGAGGGACGCUUUGAAAUAGUAAAUUUGUGUGGAUCUUUCACGCCUACCGAGAGAGAAGGUACAAGAUAUAGAGCAGGCGGGCUAAGUGUCUCUCUUUCAAGUCCAAAUGGUCAAGUUGUAGGAGGAUGCGUUGCUGGAUUACUGAUCGCUGCUAGCCCGGUUCAGGUAAUUGUGGGGAGUUUCUUACCAACUAAUCCGCCUGAUAUCAAGACAAAGAAGCCCAAAGUACAACCACCAUCAACUCCUACUCCUACUCCUUUUACAAUAACAUCUGCCCUUCCUCCACCAAAUGUAGCUGAGAAAGACGCGUGUAAUGGGCAGGGGCACAAUCGUAAUAAUUCUUCAGUACCUCCUCCGCUGCAGAACCUCACCUCGCCUACAUCUUAUCAACGAGAGAAUUGGGCAAACACACAUCCUAAUCCUAUGCAGGAACGAAGGACAUCUACGACUGAUAUAAACAUAUCAUUGCCUGGAGGGAUGUAGGUUCUCAGCUGGUAGUCUGACUUGUAUGCUAAUCAGCUAAUCUCAGGAGAACAUAUUAGGAUCAAAAGGCGUCUGAGUUAGGGGGUUCCCCCUAACUCUAAUUUGUGCACAUUUUCUGAAAUUCGGAGAUUUGUAUGGACUAAUUUAGUUUUUGAUGUUUUACACGCGCUAGCUAGUUAUAUUAGGACACUGCGGUUUUUAGUAUGGCAGGUUUUUUUUAGUGGGUGUGGUUCUUUUCUCUAUUUUCUUUUAUAGAAAUGAUUAAGGUUGUAAGCACCUUAUAAUUUAGGGUAAAUCUCGAUUACCACGUUUUAAGUUUCUUUUCUCGGUGUACUUGUGUUGGUUGUACUACUAUGCAUAUUGAUUUUCAUAUACAUAGAUUUACUCCUUUGUAUCAGUAUACGAUAUCAGAUUUGCAGAAACAGCUAAUUGUGAAAUCAAGUUUGUAUUGACA